CAGUUUGGAAAAAUCCAGCAAUGACUAUAAACAAAACCAUCUCCAUCGCCAUUAUCGGCGGCGGUCCAGGAGGACUAGGUACCGCCAUCGCGCUUUCUGAACUCCCAUAUGUAUCUGUCACACUGUACGAGCAAGCACCCGAGCCACGCGAGGUCGGUGCCGGUAUCAGUAUUGGUCGAAAUGCGUGGAAUGUGCUGCGGUUACUUGGGGCUGUGGAUGGGGUUAAGGGUGCUAAGACGGGAUAUUCAUGGCAGAGGAAUGGGAGGACCGGGGAACCUGUGAUUCAACCAAUUAAGAAAGAUGAGGACGACCCAUUUGCUUCUAUUAGGGCUAGACGGACGCGGUUGCAGUCUGCACUGCUGGAGAAGGUCCCGCCGGGGAUCAUUCAAUUUAGCAAGAAGCUUGUCUCACUGCAAGAUCUUGGUGAGAAUAAGGGAGUUCAUUUGACAUUCAAAGAUGGAACAGAAACGACGGCAGAUCUUGUUGUCGGGGCUGAUGGGAUUCGUUCGAUUGUACGGCGGACAUUGUUUCCAGACCAUCAUCUGCAUGUUACAGGGAAUACUGCAUUCCGAGUCCUCAUCCCGGUCACUUCAAUUGCCCAUAUAACCGAAUUCCCAACAUCUAACGGGUGGUGGCAUGUAUUAAAUGGCCAUCUCUACUUCUCUCACGUUGAUGACGAGUCCGAGAGAGAACUGUGCGAGAUCACAAUCAGAUCCUACAACGAGCCCGUAACACCAGAGAGGACAGCCACGUGGGCGAUACCGGUGACGAAUGAAUAUGUUCAAGCUCGAACGGGUGAAUACGACCCCCGCAUCAAAGAGCUCCUAAAGGUAGUGCCUGAAGGAUCCUGGCGCGAGUUCGCGAUGGUUGCCGGUCCAUGCUUGAAAGAUAUAACCGCCUGGGAUAAAGUCGCACUUAUAGGCGACGCGAGCCAUCCCCUAUCUGGGGCUUUUGGGUCUGGAGCUGCAUUUGCAAUGGAAGAUGGUUGGAUACUGGCAAGGGCGAUUGAGCACUCGAUUAACUCGAGGACGGUGCUGAAAGAUGCUUUGGAGAUAUUUCAGCGGAUUCGGGGGCCUUAUUAUGAGCGGAUGUACGAAUUUCUUGAUCGGAAAGGGAAGGAGAUUCAAGAGUCUCGAAACGGGACUGAUUUUGAUAGUAUCAUCAAGGUGAGAGUACAGGGAUUCGGGCUUUCUGGUGGCACUCUGGACUGGAUCUAUAAGAAUGACAUCGAGGAGGUCUGGAGGGCGUAUGCUGCUGGUGAGCAAGGGGCGAAACUAUAGUCAUGGAUUGUCUAUCUCUCGGUGGACAGAAUUGCGGCCUCUAGAACAGCGAUACAGUGAUAGAGACUCGUAUAUAGUAAGGAUAUACUUUGGUUAGAUUAGUAGACUACCAAUUGUGAAGGC
Messenger RNA from Aspergillus versicolor CBS 583.65, 1403 nucleotides. RefSeq names its product FAD-dependent oxidoreductase. Bases 21 to 1280 code for a protein of 419 amino acids. The record is from RefSeq and is a predicted model, not a curated record. NCBI's taxonomy places the organism in Eukaryota, Fungi, Ascomycota, Eurotiomycetes, Eurotiales, Aspergillaceae. Gene Ontology annotation, biological process: secondary metabolite biosynthetic process. The transcript has 6 exons. Gene Ontology annotation, molecular function: FAD binding.